Fusarium keratoplasticum is the source of this 1239-nucleotide messenger RNA. RefSeq names its product PKS-AT domain-containing protein. The transcript has a single exon. Gene Ontology annotation, cellular component: mitochondrion. Gene Ontology annotation, biological process: fatty acid biosynthetic process. Gene Ontology annotation, molecular function: [acyl-carrier-protein] S-malonyltransferase activity. NCBI's taxonomy places the organism in Eukaryota, Fungi, Ascomycota, Sordariomycetes, Hypocreales, Nectriaceae. The record is from RefSeq and is a predicted model, not a curated record. Bases 1 to 1239 code for a protein of 412 amino acids.
AUGGAACGGCUCGCGACGACUUCGAUGCGGUGCCGUCGCCCUCUCACAGGCACGAGACCGUCGCUACUAUCACAGCCGCUCCUGCGACAGCCGCAACCACGGAGAUGGAGGUCUACACAUCGAGGCGGCACCAGGACCGCUCUCUUCUUCCCAGGCCAGGGCGUCCAACGGGUGGGCAUGCUAACGCCAUGGCUCGAGGCGUUCCCCUCGACGGCCUCGCAGCUCCGCGAUGAGAUCGACGAGUAUAUGGGCUACAAGCUCUCCGACAUCAUCCAGUAUGGGCCCUCCAAGCUCCUAACCGAAACCCCCAACGCCCAGCCCGCCAUCAUGGCCACCUCCAUCUUCAUCCUCCGCAUCCUCGAGCGCGAGUUCGGCUUCAAGGUCACGGACCACUUCGACGUCACACUGGGCCACUCCCUCGGUGAAUUCGCCGCUGUCGUUGCCGGCGGGUACAUUUCCUUCCAGGACAGCCUGCACCUGGUGCGCAAGCGGGCCGAGGCUAUGUCGGAGGCGACGCGUCAGGCCAUCGAGCAGUACGGCGGCGAGUACGGCAUGGUGGCCGUUAUUUCGCACCCAGAGCACAUGGAAAACCUUAUCAAGGCUAUUCGCCAGUUUGUCGGCGUCUCAGCCGAGGACAUGGACGAUGUGCCGCCCAUCGAGCAGGUGCUGAUUGCAAACAUCAACAGCAAGAACCAAAUUGUCUUGAGCGGCAACAUCGAGCGCAUCAAGACCCUCAUCGCCCACCUCCGCCAGUUCUUGGGCUACGAUCCCCGCGCCGUCCGCCUCAAGGCCGACAGCCCCUUCCACAGCCCGAUUAUGAAGCCGGCCGUAACCGUGAUGCGAAACCUGCUCAACGAGGGUAGCCGGGUCAAGGGUCGUGAAAACGAGGACAUGGUGACAUUCCCUGGCCAGCUGCCGAUCGUGAGCAAUGUGUCUGCGCGGCCCGUAUGCUGCAAGGCCGACUUCAAGGAUCUGCUAGCUCGAGGCUGCCUCGACACGGUUCGUUGGUGGGAGAGCAUCAGGUACCUCGAUCAAGAGGGACGGAUUCGACGCUGGGUAGGCGUGGGGCCUGGCAAGGUCGGGCGCAACCUCGUCGGAAAGGAGGUGGGUAUGCGCGGUAAAGAUCUAGUAAAGGGAGGAGGCGUAUGGGCGAUUACAGACCCUUCAGAAGUAGAAGAGGUUCUAAAGGGAUUAGAAGACACUGCUGGCAUCAUGGAAGAUGACGAAUAUUCAGAGUAA